Molecule: messenger RNA, 1441 nt
Organism: Odobenus rosmarus divergens (Pacific walrus)
Lineage: Eukaryota; Metazoa; Chordata; Mammalia; Carnivora; Odobenidae
Exons: 2
Coding region: 261-608 (115 amino acids)
Source: RefSeq, a predicted model, not a curated record
GAUCCAUUUCGGAGGCAACAAGCUUGACUACGGAAUGUCAAGUCUGUUGCCAGGCCCUAGAGGAGCAGACAGAGCUCCAGACCAACUGGCCUUUGGAAGGAACGGGAAUGGGGUUAAAGGAGUGCAGGGACGGGCACUUGUGAUCGGCAUCCUGGGACGUGUCACCCAGGAAGACAGAGGGCCAGUGCUGCUACCUGCAGCCACAAGACUCCACGACCAUGUCCUCAUACUGCUUAUAGACCACGUUGUUGGCGGAGUCAAUGAAGAGGAUGCUGAUGGGACUCAGUCGUGUGGGCACACAGCAGGUUGGCGGUGUGGACUCGGGGUCCAUGGAGUUCAUCAGGGUCUGGAUGACUGCAUGGUUCGUGGGCUCCAGGUGGGAGCGCAAGGGGAACUCACAUAGCCCCUCACAGUGGAAGGCCUCGUACUCAAGGGGUGCGAUGAUCCAGUCAUCCCAGCCCAUGUCCUUGAAGUUGACAUGCAGUGCCUUCCGACUGCAGCGGGCCUUGGGGUUCUUGCUGGGCCGUUUGCCCUGGCGCGUGGCCAAUGGGGCUCGCCUUUUUCGCCGCUGGCUGAACAGGUACUCGUACACCGUCUUAUCGUCUUGACCCGAGCGGGCCUUAAUCUCAUUAAAGAACAGGUCCCGUUUCUUGGUGCGGCCAAAUACCAGGAACAGGGCCUUCUCAUGGACCUGCCUGGCCGCCCGGUCAAAGCCCAGGCCACGGAGGUCCACGGCCCGGCCCCGUUCCCAGGCCUCCAGCUCCAGGCACAGCUGGGCCGAGUUCUUAAAGUUUCGGAAGAGCUUCCAGAUGUCGAACACCUCCCAGCCAGAUCCGUCCAGGCCUGGCACGGAGCGCACAUCCAGCAAGGCUGCCGGCUGCCGGCCGCUGGGGCAGCUGGACAGCUUCAGCUGGGCAGCCCGCCCGAUGCCAGGGGCCACUGGCUUGGCCGCGUCCGAGGGCUUCUUCCGCAAGAUCCGCAGCUCGGCCCCUAGCAGCCCAUCCUUCUCCAGGGCACUAAUGUCAAACACGUACCUCUGCUUUCUGACCACAGGACCUCGGUCAUCUAGAGAGAACACCCAGAAGUCAUUCCCUGCAACCUCACCAAGAGAGCCAGCCACCUCGGGGCCUCAGAGGAGGGCUAUAGCUCUCUCCCCUCUGGAGACAGCUUUCUUUAACCUCUCCCCUACUCUGACAGAGGCCAAGACCCAAACCACUGAGAGCCUUUUUCAAAAUAAGGGAGCUUCCUAAACAGCAAACCAAGUAGGGUUGUUUUUCCGUAGAUGUGGCUGCGGUGAUUUGAACGAUUCCGGGUGUUUGUGUCAAUGACAAUGCAUAUCAGAGAUGCAUCAGCCUUAGAACUGCCUCUUGCUAUCCCUCCCCAUCUAUUAUCUCAUAUGAUAUCUUCGUUGGAGAGAUAGGUGGAGUGGGUAUUAUAAUUA